This is a messenger RNA of Cutaneotrichosporon oleaginosum, 2741 nucleotides long. RefSeq lists its product as uncharacterized. Lineage: Eukaryota; Fungi; Basidiomycota; Tremellomycetes; Trichosporonales; Trichosporonaceae. Gene Ontology annotation, biological process: positive regulation of catalytic activity. The record is from RefSeq and is a predicted model, not a curated record. Gene Ontology annotation, cellular component: cell periphery; fungal-type vacuole.
CUUCAUUGUUGUCGUCGUUCUAUUCAUUCAAACUCGACUCAUCGCAUAUCUCCCAUCUCCUCAUACCCCCCUCCCACCCCCCUCACGCUCCUUACCCCUAUUCUCAUCGCCAGAGUCGCUUUUCUCUUUCUCGCAACUCUCGCUUCCAUGUCGCCACUCUAAAACAAGGCCGUACCCCCUUGAACCCACCACUUCCCUAGAGAUCGCGCGAUCUCGCACUGGCGCACUCUACACAGCCUCGCCAUCGCCUCGCUCACCCAUCUUUCUUGCGCAAUCCCAUCCUCCUUCCAUCCCAACGCACUCCAUUCCAUCCCCUACGCGUGCACAUGGACAUCACGGCCCCCAGCGGCGCGGGGGGCUCGUCCCCGCGCCUCAAACCCGGCCGACCGCGCGCAACCACCACAUCGACACAGGCGACUCAGAUAGCCAGCCCGACCCCGACCGCCGUUACCACGAUGAGCAAUGCCUCAGGCAACCGCAAGGUCCGCACCGUACCUCCCUCCGCCAUGCUCGACCCUCCCACACCCACGGGCGAGAGCAAUCCCACCUUUGACACUGCGCGCAUCGAGCAUCCAAAGCGUCGCAAGCGGCGCUUCCGUCAUUGGACAUCCAGCGAGGAGUCCUCUGACUCUGACGAUGACGACGAGGAUACCGACGACGAGCCGGCUUGGUGGACUUUCACUCAGACCGGAGUGGCCAAGCUCAGAUCACGGUGGAACGAGCGCCCCACGCCCCCGCCCCCCGGCCAAAGAGGAUCGAUCUCGGAGGCUCACCAUGACAGUGGUGGCUCUGACGCAGAGUCGGGGCGCGAAUCGAUUCGCGCGAGGUUUACUCGCCGUCGCCUUCCAUUUUCCUCGACUCCGCCGAGACAAAACUCUGGAGGCUCCACAACACCGCGGGCCCGCGACGCCGCAGCUCGCAUCUUCCACCCGCGUCCUCUGCGAGCAUCUUGGAUCCGCGGAUCAUCAACCGACGUCGUGGAGACGCCGGCGUCAGUCAACGCACCAGAACUCCCGCGCCCAACGUCUGCCCCUGCCGAAGAUCAGCUGAAAGCGGACGUCACACUCAACUCCCCCGACAUAAGCCAUCACGACACUGGGCACGACACAGAUACACCGCUUGCGUCGCCGACGAAGCGGCCCAUUGCGAAGCGAUUCUUGUCGAUGCCCCAGCGUCGGAGCCACGACGACACCGCGCUCACUGACUCGGAAGCCGUUGGCGCCACGUCGCCGCGUGUGCGCGCAAAACAGCGUCUUUGGCCGGCACUACAUGGCCCUCUGGCAGAGGAGGACGGAAACGAGGCCGCAGCCGAGUCUGACACGGGGGCUGAGGCAGCAGCGCGCCCUCGGCACCGUCGCCUGAACACGCAGAAUCUGCGCCUGCGUAUUCCCGCGAACGUGUCAGAACACUUCGCUGGAGGCUGGCCGCAUGCAGGCUCAUGGCAACACGCACUGCACUACGGCCUGAUGGACGAGGACGAGAAGCCGCGCCGCCACUCGACGGACCAGAUGCGCCGCCACUCUGAUCAAGGGCACAAUGUGCUCGUCGAUGAGCCUGACAACAUGUCCGUCGGGAAUGGAAGCAUGCAUGGCCACGGGAAUGGAAGUGCCCAAGGCCAUGCGAGCAGCGCGCAAGGGCAUGGCUACCGCACCUCCAUAAACGACACAGACACUUCUACUGGGCAGCAGAAACAUGCCAAGCUCCACCUGGACCUGAGCACAAUCGAGUCCCCGCCGCGCGCGAAGCGCAAGACACGUAAUCGUCGCACCCGCCGGUACCGGCCCGCCAUGGUCCCGCCUACUCCCGGAGCGCACUCGGUCGCGUUCAAUCCCGAACGCACCGUGAUCGGGGCGGAUGUUUGGGGUGACAAUGUUCGCCCGACUCCCGAUCCAGAUACGAACCCCUUCGACCGGGUUAAUCCCUUCGACCGAAUCGACGAGGAGUAUCCGUUCUCGGACGACGCGCGGUCCGAGAAAGUCGGCAUGUUUGGGCGCAAGCGCACACCGCGGCCGCUGGACGGGCUGGACUGGCGCAAGAAAGUGCGCCGCAUGCUGUUCCUCGAUGCGCGCGUGACGAUCUACAUCCGUCUCGUGAACCUCGCGAUCGCCGCGACGCUGAUGGGGCUAAGCAUCGACGUGCGGCAGCGCGUGGGCCGGCUCGCCCUGCGCGGCAUCAUCGGGCCCUCGACGACGCUCAUCAUCGCCUACUCGUGCCUCACGGUCGUGCACGUCCUCACCGCCAUAUACCGCGAAUACUUCGGGCGGCCCAUAGGCUUGUGGGGGCUGCGCUCCAAGAUGCUCUGGGUGUGUCUCGACCUGCUUUUCAUCGCGCUGUGGAGCUCGGCCGCGACGCUGGCUAUCAACGACUACAUCGACACACCGCUCGACUGCACGCCGCUCACGCCGUGGUGGUCCAACGGCAUCGAGUAUGCGGCGACGCCGCGCGCGUUCAUCCAGACCACCCCCGUGCCCGAGGCGCUCAAGACGUCGCCGCUGGCCGCGUCCGUCUGCAGACGCCAGAUCGGGUGUUUUGUCGUCUCCCUCGCUGCCCUCCUCCUCUACUGCGGAAAUAUGGUCCUCUCCCUCUUCCGCAUCUUCGAGACGGUGCGCCGCACCGCUAAUCCCAUCCGCGCCGUGUCGGUUUAACACCAUCUGCGUAUCAUCAUCAGUGUACACCCCAUUCAGAUUUGUGUAGAUACAUGUAGCCUCAUUGUACCGGGUCAUGCACGUUUGUUAUCCCUG